Messenger RNA from Paramormyrops kingsleyae, 1611 nucleotides. RefSeq names its product cell growth regulator with ring finger domain 1 (gene cgrrf1). The record is from RefSeq and is a predicted model, not a curated record. Lineage: Eukaryota; Metazoa; Chordata; Actinopteri; Osteoglossiformes; Mormyridae. Gene Ontology annotation, biological process: negative regulation of cell growth.
CUCGGCCACCGUAGUUACAUGACGGAAGAUGUUGUUGUCUUGUAUUUGUAUGCUGAUACAGUUCCGACAUGGCUGCGGGGUUUUUAGUGAUGCUUUACGAAUACUGCCCUCCUUUUUAUAUUAGCAUCGUGUCGCUCUGUUUUAUCAUUACCGUAGCAAUGGUUCUAGGCUGGUUUGGGUUUGAUGUACCGAUAAUUUUGCGUAGUUCGGACGAUGCGGACUCAGUAGCGAACAUUCCAGAAAAGCGGAUGGUCCAAGUGACUAACCCGUUUGCCCUGGAACUGGGUUCAGCUCCUUCCUCCGUGACAGGGGGCGUGGUUCUGCGGCCUCGCUGUCUGGAGGAGUGCACGCUGAGCUGCUACUGGGGCUGCGGGAUUCAGGGUCUCCAGGCCGCCCUCCAUGCCCACCGGUGUGGGCCUCCCAUUAGCACCCCGCAGCGCUUCCAGGAAGCCCUGCAUUUCCAGUACCAGCACGUCCAGACCUUCCACAUCGAGACGGAGGACCCAGGGGAGCGUCUGACACAGAUGCCUGCUAGUUUGGGCAUCUCUCACUUUGGGGUGCUGCCUCGGGCGUGUUACCCCCUGGUGGUGCUGCUCACGCUCGCGGAGCCGGAUACACGGGACAUAUACAACAUUGUAGCCAGUGUGACUGUGGUCCAUGUUCCGGAUGAGAAAUACCAGCUAUCGGAGCGGAUCUUAUUUCAGUACCUGCUCACGGUGCAGGGGAACAUGUACGAGCUGAAGCCACUCUUCAUGUCCACUGGAGAUGGCAGUCAGGCCGAAAGCACAGACCCCGCCCCAGACACGGAGCAGGAAAGGCCAAAUGAGGCCGGAGGGCCCCAGACCGGGACGACUCAAGAGGACGAGGAUGAAGACGAGGGGGCGGCCCCUGGGGCGGGCCGAGACUGCGUGGUGUGCCAGAACGCCCCGGUAAACCGUGUGCUGCUGCCCUGCCGGCACACCUGCCUGUGCGACGGCUGUGUAUCGCGCGUCCAGCACUGCCCCAUGUGCCGCGCCUUCGUCCUCGAGGCCUUCGCUCUGUGUCGGCGCCCCCUGGAGGACGAGCAAGAGGGGCACCACAGGGGAGAGUAAAUUCCCAGCGCGACUUCGGAUGUUUGAGGACAGCUUCUUCAGUCCACCAAGAUGUGCGCAUUGGCGGGGGCAGGGGGGGGGGCAUUAACCCCCCCCCCCAAUAGAUGAGAGGAAUGCAUAACAUGGUCUUUGGGGAUGUUAUUCCUGUGGAGAUGCUAUUCCUUCUGCAGUGGGGUGUCCUAUGUACUCAGCUAACAGCUAACCUUACCAUUACUGCAUACUGCUGUAGUUCAGUGACAUCAGCAUCAGUAGAGUACCUCCCAUGCAUUCAUUCAAGAGACUGCCCCCCUGUGUACAGUCACAAGUUGCCAUGGUGCUCAUCAAGAUAAGACGACUGUGUUAGGUGUUACCGACUCAAUCAAAUGAAUCCCAUGCAACUAUGCACACUUUGGAGCAAUGUUUGAGUGGAAGUUGUAUAUAUUAUAUUUGUGUUGUUGAUUGUGGACUAAAUUAAACUGGAAAGUGCUCAGUACUGCUCAGUUGCAGGUGAGCGUUGAGCUUCUUUAGCCGCUGAUUUGGA